Molecule: messenger RNA, 726 nt
Organism: Trichomonas vaginalis G3
Lineage: Eukaryota; Parabasalia; Trichomonadida; Trichomonadidae
Product: arfaptin homology (AH) domain/bar domain domain-containing protein
Exons: 1
Coding region: 1-726 (241 amino acids)
Source: RefSeq, a predicted model, not a curated record
AUGACCCAACUCUUCAAGAAAGCCUUUUCGAAAGUUAUGGAUGUCAUCAGUUCUAAUCCAGAAUUCGAUGAUGUUAUCGAUGCCCUCAAGAAGAUGAGCAAAAACGAACGCGAAAUGAUUGAUGGCAUGUCAAAUGCUUUUGGCGAGCCAUACGAUAUCUUUGUCAAGGGACAGAACCCAGCUAUCUCCAACUCUCUUCAGCCAAUUGGCCAAUCAAUGAAAAAGCAAAUCAAGGCAAUGAAUGAAUGCUUUGAACGCAUUUCAACAUUGCCAGAUGUUUUAAGCCCACUCAAGGCAGAUCACAGAGAAUUCGUUAAAGCACACAAGGAUCACUUCGAUCUUGUUGAACAGCACAACAAGACUGUUUCAGAUGUUGCAAAAGCACGUGAAUUCUAUGAGAAGCAACAAACAGGUUCUCCAUAUCGCCUUACAGCAGAGGAAAGCCUCAAGAACGCUGAAGCUAAAGAAGCUGAAGCAAAAGCUGCUCUCGACAAAUCUCUCGGGACUUACUCUUCUGCUCUUCACGAAUACGAAGACAAAUUCAUCGAACAGCUUACAACAAUUCUUAGUACUGCUGCAGCUGAACGCCAGAAACUUGCCGCUGAGCAACGUGCAAUUGCUAACGACAUUUCAGAAUCUAUCAAGACUAUCGCGUCAUACAAUGAUAAGACAAUCCCAAGACUGAAACAAGCCUUAAAGAACCUCGAUUACGAAGUCGUUGACUAA